Clupea harengus (Atlantic herring) is the source of this 5786-nucleotide messenger RNA. RefSeq names its product NBR1 autophagy cargo receptor b (gene nbr1b). Gene Ontology annotation, cellular component: phagophore assembly site. Gene Ontology annotation, molecular function: ubiquitin binding. The record is from RefSeq and is a predicted model, not a curated record. Gene Ontology annotation, biological process: macroautophagy. NCBI's taxonomy places the organism in Eukaryota, Metazoa, Chordata, Actinopteri, Clupeiformes, Clupeidae.
UCAGUCUAUGUUCCGGUCACAUGACGUUAUGGGUGUGUUUAUACAGUCGAUGUAAACACAGAAGGCGAUCUGUGUAAUCUGUCUGAAGGACCAAAACGACACCAUAUUCUAAAAUAACGUAUUAGCGACACCAUUUUAAUUAUCCAUGCUAUGCUGUGACAUCUAGUAACCCGAAGCCAUGGACUUCUACAUCAACUUGAAGGUGAAUUUCAGAGGAAAUGCGAAGAAUUUCCUUCUGUCCGGCUCGGAAACGAAGAGCUGGGAGUCAAUGGAGGCCAUGGUGAAAAGGUCCUUUGGCUUGUGCAAUCUGCAGGUGACGUACUACGACGACGAAAACGAAGAGGUCUCCAUAAACAGUCAAUUGGAGUAUGAGGAAGCUCUAAAGAGUGCAGCUCGGCAGGGUAACCGACUGCAGAUGAACGUGUAUGAGACCAGGGGCCCGGCUGCCAGGGGCCCAGCGCUCGGCUCCUCCAAGCCCAGCAGCACCACGGAACCGAAGAAGGGCUUCCGCCCUCCCCAGCACUGCCCAGCUCUGGCCCAGUCUACCCUGCACUGCCCAGCUCUGGCCCAGUCUACCCAGCACUGCCCAGUAUUGGCUCAGGUGGUCAGCCGCAAAGUCCAAGCUGCCAUACCUGAGCAAAGCAUGGUGAUCAUGAAGGAGCUAAAGGGGACCAAAGAGGAAGAUAAGACUCCGCCGGCGUGGUUUACGUCUUACAUGGAGAAGUUCAAGGACCAGGUGGUGAGGGAGGCGGUGGAGAAGAUCUGCCGCGAGUUCUCUGGCCAGUGCUGCAUCCACAAGCCGGUGGGCGCAGAGGCCCAGGUCCCGGAGGUCACGUCCUCCACCCUGCCUGGGGCGCCCAGCUCAGCCCCUGCCUGCAGCAGCUGCCGUGGGCAGACCCCUGGGGGGGGAUACCAGUGCAGUGUGUGUACCUCCUGUACCCUGUGUGAGCCAUGCAGUUUCUCUCACGACCCCAGCCACAGCCUCGUCAGGGCCAGAACCCCCCUCUCCAUCCCAGAACACGGAUCCCCUGCCCCGGACCACAGCAGGUUCUACCGCCGGGGGGACCGGAGUUUCCGCAAGGCGGAGAAGCAGCGCCUGAAGGCGGAGAAGCGGCAGCUGAAGGCAGAGGUGAAGGAGAUCAGGAAGCAGCUGAGGAUGGAGAGGCGGGGCAUCCAAUGGAGCGCAGCGGGCGACGGAAGCUCCUCCCCCGUCCUGCUUCAGCCCAGGGCCACCCAAGUCAACAGCCCCGAGCGGCCGAAGCGGCCAUGUCCUCUGGCCGUACCCGCCAUGACGGCUUUGUUUCUGGAUGAGAACUUGCCAGACGGAACGCGUUUACGCCCGGGCACCAAAUUCAUCAAGUACUGGAAGAUGAAGAACACUGGGAGGGUGUGCUGGAACUCUGAUACCAAGUUGAAGUUCAUGUGGGGGAACCUGGCGGUGGGUUCGGGGGACCGCUGGCGUGAGGUGCCUGUUCCGGCGCUGCACCCGGGUCAGGUGGGCGUGGUGAGCGUGGCGCUGUGCGCUCCUGCGCUGGAGGGCUCCUACACGUCUCACUGGCGCCUGGCGCACGCCAGCGAGCAGUUCGGCCCCCGCGUGUGGUGCAGCAUCGUGGUGGACCCCCUCGCCCCCACCGCCGUGUCCGUGGACGGCCUGCUCGUGUCCCCCUGCGUCACCCCACUGCAGGAUAAAGCGGCCCGCUCUCCAGACAAGGGAGGCAAAGGCUGCUCUGGCCCCAGGGUGCUCAUGUCUGUGGAGCAGGACUCAGACCGGGAGUUCUACAUCCCCUCCGUGGACCUGCUCACAGCUCAGGACCUACUGUCUUUCGAACUUCUGGAUAUAAACAUAGUCCAGGAACUGGAGAGUGUGCCAAACAACACUCCAGCAGAUAUGACCCCCUGUAUGUCACCCCUGCCCCAUGAGGGCCCCCUACAAGAGAAACCCUCCCUGGCACUCAUCCAGGAAGAGGCAGAGGCCCAAGGAGUGAAAAGCAUUCUGGACGUGGCCCAGGCACCGGAGCUGAACCUCGUCCCUGCUCAGGAGGAGGGCGAGGAGGAGGACAUCAGCGGGCCGCAGUUUGUCUGUGAGACGGUCAUCCGCUCUCUCACUCUGGAGGAGGCCCCGGACCGCAGCCGCCUCUGCUCCAGCGUCCCCAGCAAACGUAUGCACACCACAGGGGACCUGUCAACCCCUCUCUGUUUGCUAGUUACCGACGGUCGUGGAGAUCUGGAGCACUGCUUUCCCCACGUGCCUCAUAGUAGUGUUACCUGGAAGAUACUCCCUGUAGUCCGUCCGGCAGUGCAGGGAUCGGCCUCCCUUGGUGAGAGGAGAGUGCAGAAAGUUCCAGCAGCUGUGGUGAUCGUGACUCCCGCUCCUUCCCCAUUGCAAACAGAGCAGCCCAAAGCAGCUAACGAUCAGGAGUCAGACAUCGAGAGCAUCUCAGUCGACCCUGGCCAUGAGGAACAGAGGGAGGAGAGGGAGGAUGACAAAAAGAAGAGUAAAGAAGAGGAAGAAAUAGAAGGAGGCAAGGAGCUCAGGGACACAGAAGAGGACAAGGAGUCACGAUCCCGGACGUCUUCAGCGUCGUCAGAGGACUACAUCAUCAUCCUGCCUGACUGCUUUGACACCAGCCGGCCACUAGGGGAGUCCAUGUACAGCUCGGCGUUAUCCCAGCCCGGAGAUAGCCUUGAGAGCCAGGGGGACGCCGGCCGAGUCACUCCGGAAGGGGAGCACAGCGGGGCGGAAGAGGCCGCAGCAUGCCUUGGGAUUAGCCUCAGCGCUAAUGUCGGCGCCAAUGCUAACGAUAUGCUGUGCACCUCUCAGACUCUGGAUGCGGUUCCACUCACCCCAGUAGUGGUGACGGCCCCUCAGCCCUGCGCCUCUGCCAGCUCAGAGAAUCAGGACCAGCGUGAGACGCAGGGUCUGGAUGUGAAUGAACUCCACCAGUCAGAAGACCAAGAAACCCUUUCUGAUGUGGUCCAAACUCAGCCAGGCAGCCCUUCCACCCCCAAGACCAGAGACUCAGAGACACAGGACCUCAGUUCCCAGGGCAUUACAGGAGGGCUGGUGAAGGGCGCCCUCUCGGUGGCAGCGUCUGCCUAUAAGGCUCUCUUCACUGGGCAGCAUGGCCAAGACCCGCCUCCAGAGGACACGGCGACGCAGGAUGCCAUGAUGGCCGUGCUGGUGGAGAUGGGCUUCGGGGACCGGCCGCUGAACCAGCGGCUGCUGCAGAAACAUAACGGCAAUCUGUUGGACGUCGUCAACGAGCUGGUGCAGAUGACCGACAACGACUGGUUCUCCGCCAGAUACUGAGGCGAACGGAUCUCUCAGUCUCUCGAUCUUUCUCUGUCAUUCCACCACUUCAAAAUUCUCCCUCUUUAUCUUCUGAUUUCUCUCACACAAACACUUUUGAUCUCCUUGUCUCAGUGCUACAGGUAAUGCUCUGACUGUGAAUUAAUGAGACAUUCCAAUAUGAGGACACAAAAUGACUUUGAGCCUGUUGAGAAUACAGGCAGUCUUGUCUAGAAGUUCGGUUUGAAAAGGCUCUUUUUUUUUUGACAGGCAGCCAUAUCCAAAGUAGAUAGUAAGUAUUUAUAAUCCCAUCAUAGGCAAGUAAAUUGGUUUUCUAAAAGUGGGUAGCAAAUCAUAUUAGAAAUAAUACAGCGCUCUUGGCAGGCAGUACUUUUUGAUUGAUAGUAGCAUUACAGUAGGAAUAUGAGAUAUAAGUGUCUAUGAAACCAUGUCCAUUCUUCCCUGUAAAACGAUGGGCAGGCAGUUUGAGAGCAGGUAUGUCUAGUAGGUCCUCACCUUGUAGCCAUAAUGAAAGCAGCUUUUUUCCUGUCGGACAGUGGUAUUCCAAAAUGUCCUCUACCACAUUUUUAAGUUAUGUCCACUGGGUAAAAGAAAUUCUGGACCUGCACUUGAAAGACAAACAGGAGUCUUUCAAGGAGAUCGUGACAGGGUGUGAAAAUCAUUUUUUAUCAAAUGCGUGCAUGAUCAUCGGUAUAGGUAUAAUAUGCUGCAGUUUUUGAUUUGUCUAUUAGAUAUAAAGGUUAUGUAGACAAGACAUAUGGUGUCCUAAUGUCUGGAUAUAUCAUGUUUAUCAAUAACAUAGUAACUUCAUGCCAUGACACAGUAGCCUGCAUUUCCUCAUAAAAAUGUUCACACUCAUAUCACCGUGGAAACGGUCAUUGCCUACUAACGGUGUGGGUGUCCCCUUCUAACUGAGAUUGUACUGAAAGAGUAUGUUUGUAGAAUCACCCUGAAAGAGGUAAUUUGCACCCCUGUAAUGUAAGAUAAUCAGUAACUUGUAUGUGAAUUGAGGGACCCAUGGUUACAGGGCAAAAAGUCUUGAAAAGAAGGUUUGCACAGUGAUAUGUUGGGAAAGUUGAAGGGAAUGGGAACAGAGGAUAUAUUUCUAUUUAGAUAUCCCAAAUCAACUGCUAUUGUUUGCUUUUACCUGAACCAAAUUUAAGUAUCAUUCCAAAUCUUAAAUGGAUUGUGCAUAUUUGAAUAUUAAAUUAUUGUUUUUCCUAUGUUAUGCAAAAGAUACUUUUGGAAAGGAAUCUUGAGGGGGAACACUGAGUUUUAAAUGUGUUUCAGCAAUUGCUGAAAAUAACAUGUAACUGAAAUUAUGACUUUAUUUAAGAGCAUCCAUUGUAUGAAUACAUUUGCACUAUGCAUAGGAAGAUGUUAGAAGACUGGUGAUGGAAAAUAUGAAUUGGUUGAAGAGCAUACGCUCUCAGUCACUAGCUGGAAUGGGUAGCAGUCACCUAGCUCUAGUUAGGUCAGGUGAAAAAAAAAAAUACAAUUCCAGCUGAAAUGUAAAUGGUUAUUGGUACUUAUUGAAAAUGUAUAUGUUGGAAUGGAUUAUCUAUUUUAUGGUUUCUUUCUUUUUUGUCUCCUUUUGCUGUAAUAGUAUAACAUUAAGCUAUAGGUCAGUAAGAUUGGUAUUUUGAUUGCUAUCAAAUGAAGCACUUAAUUAGUAGUAAAGUCCAGCGUGGCUCUUAGCUGAAUUGCACCAGUCACACACACUAUCAGUCUGUGCAAAACCGCCAUUCCCAAUCAGAGUGUGCUGAAAGAGACUACAUCAUAUUAUACUAACAAUCUUCUUGUAGGGCCAGUUGCUAGAAAUAACUGGACCUUAUGGAUAGACUGGACCUUAAUGAAUGUAGUGGAUAAGCUAAUCGCAACCUCCUCUGCUUAGGCAGCUUAUUCAGUGAACAGAUCUCUGGCUUCAUGGGCCGUGUUUUAAAGGCCGUAAAGCAGCAUUCAUGUGCCGUGUCAAUAUGUGUACCCAAACAGGCCUGUUCCUUAAGCUAGAGUCAGUUAGAGUUGAAUGCCCCUCUUAAGAUAAAAUAUGUUACAUUUAGUCUGUCUCAGCAGAUACCAUUACAGCUACCUUGUUUAGCUACUUACAGAUGGUGAAAUGGGUGGUUGUGUGUUGUUUUUUUGUUUUUUUUGUCCAUCAUCCCCAGAUUGACGACUCAUGGUCAGACCUCUGCCAGAGUUGGCCACUGGCCACUAUCUGGGUCAAAGGUUAUGAGACCAUUGCCUCUGCAGUGGUGUGUGUGUGUGUGUGUGUGUGUGUGUGUGAGAGAGAGAGAGAGAGUGUGAAAGAGAGCACGUGCUGAACAUGUGUGAUUGUGAAGAGUGUGCGGAAUCUGUGUGUGUGUGUGUGUGUGUGUGUGUGUGUAAGCUCUAACUGUGUAAUAGUCCAUAAAACACUCAUAUGUUAUACAGAUGUGAUGUGCAAACCUAUCACUAAUAAACAUCACAAUAAUAUUCA